Molecule: messenger RNA, 4419 nt
Organism: Linum tenue
Lineage: Eukaryota; Viridiplantae; Streptophyta; Magnoliopsida; Malpighiales; Linaceae
Source: the annotation of a GenBank genome assembly
UCUCUCUCUACCAGUGCGCCUUCUUCUCCACCACCACGCUCCCUCUUCUUCCAUCUUCUUCUCUAUAUGCUCACUGAAUAUAAUAUUCCUCUUCCUCUCCAUUACUACCUCUCUCAGAUCUGCAGCACUCCUCUGUUCUCACACCUUCAAAUGACAAAUGUGUCUGCCUCUGUUAUUGGACCAACAAUCAGCGGCAGCACACACUAGACUUCGACUCCCAUGGCGGAACGCCGACUAGCUGAUCCCAUCAGGCUCCACCUGAGAAAAGAGCUCACUCAAAUCAGAAAAGCCUCCCGCGUCCUCCGAGACCCAGGUACCUCUUCCUCCUGGAAGAAAUCCCCUUUCCCCCCUCCUCCUUCCUCCUCCGCCGCCUCCAGAUCUGCCGGCGCCGCUCCUCCCUCCUCCAAUGCCGCCGACCCAAUUCCCAGCCGCCCUGUCUUCCUCUACAAUUGGAAGUCCUCCCACCAAAACCCCCUAAUUUCUGCUGCUUCUGCCGAUGGCGAUGAUUAUUAUUACGGCGAGUCCUGCUCCCUGCAGGAAGAGAGCCUCGACGGCAGCCUCACAGACGUCGGAGCUGCUGCUGCGGCGGCGGGGGAGAGCGACACCCAUGCAUUCUCCUCCUCUGUCGCAUCCAAGAUUCUCCGCUGCCGCGACGCUGCUCUGGUUUCUCCAUCGAUUAACAAGCGAGCUGCUCCGAUCAAGAAGCAGCGGGGUAAGAAAUCUGCUACCCGGUCGGAUGUUCUGUCUAGAUAUGGCCACCACCACAACCACAACAACAAACCUAAUUUGACCCAAUUGCUUAGAGAUCAUCCUUCUCUGGCUUUAGCCCUAGGCAGCAGAGAAGGGACUUCGGUUGACCAUUCCGAUGCCACUACCGAGGACCAUGCUUAUGCUCGUUCGGAGGAUUUGAGGAAGUUUCCUUCCGCAUCUCCAUUGCUGUUGAAGCUCAAGCACAAGAACUGGGCUCGCUCGCCAUCAGCAUUUCUGAGGCAGAGUAGUCAAAAGGAGGAUUCUUCUUACUCUUACAACACCCCUGCAUUGUCGACUAGCUCGUACAAUCGGUACUACAAUCGCAAUGCGAGCACCGUUGGAUCUUGGGACGCCACCACGAAUGAUGGAGUGGAUGAUGAUGAUGAGGAUGAUGAGAAUUUGGAUUUGGCUGGUGGUCGUGGAUGUGGGAUGCCUUGCUACUGGCCGAGGAGGACUCCUCGGCACAGUAGAGGGUCGUAUGGUGGUGGUAGUUGCUGCUCUCCUUCACUGUCGGAUACGUUGAGGAGGAAAGGAAGUCGGAUUCUUUGUGGUGGUAGUCAGUCGAUUGGUGGUCAUCGAUCGAGGCGUUCGUUAUCGGUGUCUGAUAAGAGGAGGAUCGCGUCGAGAAGUGCUCAGGGAGUUCUGCCAUUGCUGGCCGGUGGCAGAGGUGGAUCAUCUCUUGGUACUGCCUGCAGUGAUGAUGAACUAUCUGCAGCGAACUACGGGGAGCUUGAUAUGGAGGCAUUGAGUAGAUUGGAUGGGAGAAGGUGGUCAAACUGUAGGAGUGCAGAGGGGUUUGAGAUUGUUCCUGUGAAUGGAGGAGAUCUUGAAGGAGAAACUAGUCCUGAAAAUAUUAAGAGUUUGAGCCAAAAAUACAAGCCUGUCUUCUUCAGUGAGCUGAUUGGCCAGAACAUAGUUGUUCAUUCGCUAAUGAAUGCUGUUUCUCGGGGGAGGAUUGCCCCGGUCUAUCUUUUCCAGGGACCUCGCGGAACUGGGAAAACAUCAGCAGCCAGGAUUUUUAGCACUGCUUUGAAUUGCACUUUUACUGAUGUAACUAAACCUUGUGGGUACUGCUCAUCUUGUGCUGACUUCGUUUCUGGAAAUAGCAGAUUUCUGUGGGAAUUUGAUGGGACGAGUAAGCAAUGUGCUGACAAAAUGAGAUACCUUCUCAAAAUGGUUUCUCAAGCUCGCCAAUUGAGCUCUUCGCAUUAUCAGGUGUUUCUGGUUGAUGAAUGUCACCUGCUUCCAUCUAAGUUGUGGUUGGCGUUCCUUAAGUUCCUUGAGGAGCCACAUCGGGGAGUGGUGUUCAUAUUCAUCACAACAGAUCCUGACAAUGUGCCACGAACGGUACAGUCCCGAUGUCAGAAGUACCAGUUUAACAAAAUUAAAGAUGCAGAUAUUGUAUCGCGGUUAAGGAAAAUUUCUAGUGAAGAGAAUCUGGAUGUCGAAUCAGAUGCACUUGAUCUUAUAGCCAUGAACGCAGAUGGUUCACUUCGAGAUGCGGAGACUAUGUUAGACCAGUUGAGUCUUCUGGGGAAGAAGAUAACUACAUCAUUGGCGAAUGAACUUGUUGGAGUUGUCUCAGAUGAGAAAUUACUGGAACUUUUGGAGUUGGCAUUGUUAUCAGACACUACCGAAACAGUGAAAAGAGCCAGGGAUUUGAUGGACUCAGGGAUUGAUCCAAUGGUAUUGAUGUCUCAAUUGGCUAGCCUUAUAAUGGACAUCAUUGCUGGAAUUGGCAAUGCAGGCGAUGGCAGAUCUAGCAAUUCAUUCUUUGGUGGAAGAAGCUGACAAUACUUGUUCAUGUUUGUGCAAGAGUACGGCAGGAUACUAAUAGUUGCUCUGUCUCCUAACUGUGCUGUAGUGACUGAAGCAGAAGUGGAUAGAUUAAAGAAUGCCUUGAAGGUUCUGUCAGAUGCUGAAAAACAACUAAGGUUUUCCAGUGAUCGUUCGACAUGGUUCACUGCAACCCUUUUACAGCUUGGUUCAGUGCCUUCACUAGAACUCACAAUCUCAAGCAACAGUAAAAGGGGUAGCAGCUCCAGGACGACUGAGGAAGAUCCUUCAAGUGCUUCAAGAGGAGCAACGGUUUACAAACACAAGUCAGAUGCUCAGUCUCUACCAAGAAGAUCGAGUUCACCUGCUUCUUUGUACGAUGCAAUGAAUGGUAGCUCAUUUGGGUUGAAUUGCAAGUCCCCUCACAGUCAAUUGACGGGUACCUGUAGCUCGUCUCUUUCUCAGGAUGGGAGCAUGUCUGGUGACACACAAUCUCGACUUAGAGACUCAGAAAAGUUGGAUUUCAUCUGGGAGAAGUGCAUUGAGAAGUGUCACUCAAAGUCUCUGAGGCAGCUGUUACAUGCACAUGGGAAGCUUUUGUCCAUAGCAGAAGUUGAAGGUGUGCUGGUUGUGUAUGUUGCAUUCUUUGAUGGAGAAAUCAAAGCAAGAGCUGAAAGGUUUAUGAGUAGCAUCACAAACUCCAUAGAAAUGGUCUUGAGACGCAAUAUAGAAGUCAAAAUUAUCCUCGUCUCUGAUACUGACUUUCUUGUCAAUGGUUCACAACGAAGUGGUCCCAAGAGAAAGGGAAGUCGCUUGAAUCCACUGGAUGGUUAUUCAGAGCUUAGUGGCCCGGAAAGUAAGCUAAAGGGAGGGGUAGCAGGAGAACACUCUAAGUUGUCGCAAGAAUUGCUUCCUGAAGCUGAUGGCACUGAAAUGAAGGAAACUGGGAUAGCGAUACCAAUGCAAAGAAUAGAAUCUAUCAUCCGGGAGCAGAGGCUAGAAACUGCAUGGUUACAAACAGCAGAGAAAGGAGGCACACCGGGGACUUUAAGCCGGCUGAAACCAGAGAGGAAUCAGGUGCUACCUCAGGAGGAGAUAUACCACCAUCAAGAAAGAGAAAAGGAAACUUCAAAGCCAACAACGGGGUUGUCUCCACGUCAAUGGGAAGAGUUGAAUCAGGAACUGAAGCUUCUAAAGAUGCAGGAUCCAAAGGAGGUCUUGAUAAAGGAUCAACUUGGUAGAAGGGCUGGCCACAGUCCAAUAUCACCUAGCUUGCUUCAUAGUAACGGCUUCACCAACUUCUCAAACAGAGAAAGUGGGGGGUAUGAGUCAAGCACUGCAGGUGGAGGUUGCAGCGGGCUCUUCUGUUGGAAUGCACAGAAAUCCCACAGGCGAAAGGGUAAUUUUGCUACUGCGCGGUCUCGACGGAGAGUUGGAGGAUUUUCACUGUUUGGUGAGUGUGGAAAGCAAAAGAAGAGUGGGAGCAUGGCUAGAAGAAGGUAGCUCAUAUGGCAACAAUCCGAGUGCACUUGUGGGUCUGUGCUGUUUCUUCUGCGUUUCCUUUUGCCCCUUCUUUGUUUUCGCGACAUUUUUUUCAUUGAAAAAGCCUAUAUUAUUUCUUAGGUAGCGACAUUGCCCAGGAACAAUAACACCAGAAAUGUUUACGUCACUAUGUAAAGAGCGUCCUCACUUUUGUUUUUACUGCUAUAGACUCCCAUUUUGGUCAUGUUUUUUCCUCCAUUGAUGAAUAAGAGAAUCAAGGUUGUAGAUUUGGUCUUCAUUCUGGCUUGUUUCCAUUUGGAUAGUUCAAGUUUGAUCGACACAAAAAUGGAAGAACUUGGAAGAUAUCAAAACAUAAAUUGUCGAUGGAUUGCAUCCUGUGUAUUAUUGCCG